This is a messenger RNA of Anopheles coustani, 744 nucleotides long. Its product is annotated as GILT-like protein 3. The record is from RefSeq and is a predicted model, not a curated record. The coding region runs from base 1 to 609 and encodes 202 amino acids. NCBI's taxonomy places the organism in Eukaryota, Metazoa, Arthropoda, Insecta, Diptera, Culicidae. Gene Ontology annotation, molecular function: oxidoreductase activity, acting on a sulfur group of donors, disulfide as acceptor. The transcript has 4 exons.
AUGAUUUCAUCAUCGUUGGCCUUCCCCGCGGGUGAAGAAACAAACACCACCACCAACCAGACUGUGAAAAAACUUCCCGUAACCGUCUACUACGAGACACUGUGCGGCGACAGCAUGGUGUUCAUCACCUACCAUCUCUACCCGACAUGGUUACGGCGCAGUACCGAGAUGAACCUCCGGCUAGUUCCGUUCGGCAAAGCAUCGAUUGACGAGGAACCGGACACGCCACCCAAAUACUACUGCCAGCAUGGACCACGGGAGUGCAAGCUAAACAUUCUGCACGGCUGCAUCCUCGAUAAGCUACCCUUCGAAAAGGCGUUCCCCGUGGUGGCCUGUCUGAUGAAGAAUUUCCGCACCGAUUUCGAAACGUGCAUCAAAGGGCACGAAGCGUCCAAGCAAACGAUUCUCGACUGCAGCGAAGGCCAGCAGGGGGCAACCCUUUUCAAACAGUUCGCAAAUGAGACGGAUAACGUGCAUCGGCCGCUACCCUUCGUGCCUUCCAUCGUCGGUGAUCAGCCGUACGAUUACUACGAGCAGGACGAUUGGUUGUACCGUUUCGAUAAGACGUUUGCGAAGCGCUACGAGGCAAAGUUUGGUGUGAAACUGUGAAGUGUUUCAUUGAAGUGGAAAACAUUCGAAAACAAGUUGAUUGUUUAAUGGACACCUGGUUGUCUAUCAACACGCUUCUUAUGCUUAUUUUGUGAUUUUCAAAUAUCUCCAUAAUUGUUUCUUAUUCACAUUCUA